AUGCGCUUGUCGAAAGCUCUGAUAGAAAUGGACUUGCCAGAUUACACUGCUGCCUUAGACCCUGCUUAUACAACUCUGGAGUUUGAGAAUAUGCAAGUGUUAGCCAUGGGUAAUGAUACAUCUCCAAGUGAAGCCACCAACAUGAAUUCUUCUAACAACAUUGGGAUCAGCGCUCUGUGUGCAAUUUGUGGUGAUCGGGCUACAGGAAAGCAUUAUGGUGCAUCCAGUUGUGAUGGCUGCAAAGGGUUCUUCAGACGAAGUGUCCGAAAAAAUCACAUGUAUUCCUGCAGGUUUAACAGACAAUGCAUUGUAGAUAAGGACAAACGAAACCAAUGUAGAUACUGCAGAUUAAAAAAGUGCUUCAGAGCAGGAAUGAAAAAGGAAGCUGUGCAGAAUGAAAGAGACAGGAUAAGUACGAGACGGUCCAGCUAUGAGGACAGCAGUUUGCCUUCAAUUAAUGCACUCAUACAAGCAGAGGUUCUUUCUCGUCAGAUCUCAUCUCCUGUUUCAGUGAUAAACAGCGACAUCAGGUCUAAAAAGAUUGCAGUAAUCAGUGAUGUAUGUGAGUCUAUGAAACAGCAACUUUUGGUCUUGGUAGAGUGGGCUAAAUAUAUACCAGCUUUCUGUGAGCUACCACUGGAUGAUCAGGUUGCCUUAUUGCGAGCCCAUGCUGGGGAGCAUUUACUGCUUGGGGCAGCAAAGCGUUCCAUGAUGUACAAAGAUGUUCUGCUCUUAGGCAAUGACUACAUCAUUCCCCGCAAUUGCCCAGAGCUGGAAAUAAACCGUGUAGCAACUAGAAUUCUGGAUGAACUGGUGCAAACAUUUCAGGAGCUUCAGAUCGAUGACAAUGAAUACGCCUGCCUGAAAGCAGUCGUUUUCUUUGAUCCAGAUGCCAAAGGACUCAGUAACCCUGCCAAAAUCAAACGUAUGCGGUUCCAGGUGCAAGUCAGUUUGGAGGACUAUAUUAAUGACAGACAGUAUGACUCUCGGGGUCGAUUUGGAGAGCUGCUGCUAUUGCUACCCACUGUACAGAGCAUCACUUGGCAAAUGAUAGAACAAAUCCAGUUUGUUAAACUCUUUGGAAUGGCUAAAAUUGAUAACCUUCUUCAAGAGAUGCUGCUGGGAGGUACUGCAAAUGAGACGCCACACACACACCAUUCACUACAUCCUCAUCUAGUCCAGGAGCACCUGGCAAGUAAUGUGAUAGUAGCCAGCACAAUGCCUGCUCCAGUACAAAAUGGACAGAUCUGUAAGUUUUCAAAGUUGAAAUUACAAACAGCCACACCUGAAACUCCAUUACCUUCUCCACCUGGAGGUUCUGCAUCAGAGCCAUAUAAACUGGUAGCAGGUUCUGUAUCAAAACCGCCAACAUCAGUUCCCCAGCAAACCAUUCCAAAACAAGAGGCAAUUUAA
Hemiscyllium ocellatum (epaulette shark) is the source of this 1413-nucleotide messenger RNA. RefSeq names its product hepatocyte nuclear factor 4, alpha (gene hnf4a). The record is from RefSeq and is a predicted model, not a curated record. Gene Ontology annotation, cellular component: nucleus. Gene Ontology annotation, molecular function: nuclear steroid receptor activity; zinc ion binding; nuclear receptor activity. The transcript has 10 exons. Bases 1 to 1413 code for a protein of 470 amino acids. NCBI's taxonomy places the organism in Eukaryota, Metazoa, Chordata, Chondrichthyes, Orectolobiformes, Hemiscylliidae. Gene Ontology annotation, biological process: anatomical structure development; cell differentiation; positive regulation of transcription by RNA polymerase II.